UGCGCGUCUGGCUCCAUUUUCUGCGCCGUCCGCAGCGACACGGGCACGGCUGUGGGGUUUCGCGGCUCCUCUCGCGUUGCAGGCGUUUUUGUGCGUGCGAACCGUCUCGCUCACCGAGCCCGGACUUGGGUUGCCCGGCAGAUCCGCGGAGCGUGGGUGUAAGGCGCCGGCGUGCGGGCUUUGUUGGCGAAGCUGACCUCUUUGUUGGAGUGGAGCAUGGGAGCGCAGUUGUCCAAAGCGCCUGCGAAAGGCGAGACGGCGGCAGACAUACCCGGAGAGGCAGCCGCCUCGCCCUCCAAGGCCAACGGCCAGGAGAACGGCCAUGUAAAGGUGAAUGGUGACGCGUCUUCAGCGGCGGCGGAGGGGAAUGAGGAAGUUCAUGCCAACGGUAGUGCGGCACCUGACGAUCAGGGCGAGGCCACACCCACCGAGAAGGAGGGCGGGGCUGCCGAGAAGGAGGGCGGGGCUGCCGAGAAGGAGGGCGUAGACUCUCCAGCGACGGCUGAGGGUGAAGCGGCCACGCCCUCCACCAGCAACGAAACGCCCAAGAAGAAGAAGAAGCGGUUCUCCUUUAAGAAGUCUUUCAAACUGAGCGGGUUCUCCUUCAAAAAGACCAAGAAGGAGACAGGCGAUGGAGGAGAGGAGGCGCCGAAGGCAGAGGAAGGAGAGGCCAACGAGGAGGCCAAGGGAGGUGAGGAGGCCAAGCCGGCCGAGGAGGCCACACGCGCCACAGGUGAGGCGGUCGAGGAGGCCGCACCUGCCACAGGUGAGCCGGCCGAGGGGGCGGCAGCUAGCAGACCCGCGGAAGCUCAGCCAGCGGAGGAGGCCAAAACCAGCAGCCCUGUCCCAGAUGCCCCCAAAGAAGAGGAGAAACCGGCGGAGCCUGCCGCAGAGCCCAGCCCCAGCCAGCAGGAGGCGCCCAAACCAGAGGAAGAAGCACCUACCAGCCGGGAGCCAGAAUCCAGUCCAGCUACAACCACUGAGCCUGCAGCAGAGUAGCAUGCGUGCACGCGUGCGUGCGCACGCACACACACACACACACACACACACACACACACACACACACACACACGUACGUGUACCUACACACACACACAUGUACACACAACCUGAGAAAUUACAAAUCAGAAAAGGGAGACCAAAUAAAGAUGAAUUUCCCUGUUUGUAUGUUGGAGUGGUUCCAGGUUUAGAGGAUUUGGAGAACUUUGUCCGCCAGCAGGGACACUGUAAGGCUUUUUUUACUUUUUCUUUCUUCUCCCCUCCUCCACCCACAGGACUAUUCCAGGAGAGGUGAGAAGGGUGUGGUGAAAACGAGUAACGCAGAAAAUCAAUGUUCUACAUUUUGCCGUAUAUUUUUUGUAUCAGUAUUAUUAUUUUUUUUAAUACAAAACAGUAAAUUUGUCAAAUGCAUGGACGUAUGCCCAUGGGAUGAAGGAGGUGGGUGUAGCUGACAUGCAGAUGAAGGGGAGGGGCUGUGGGUGGGUGGGCAGGGCAAAGCUGGCACCAUCAUGCCACAGACUACGCUGUGGAGAGUAGUUGUAAAUGAGCACGAGGGACCAACUGCGAUCUACCUUGCAGAUUGCAACACUAAAGUCUGGGGUCUUUUAUGUUGUUUUUGGGGUGGGUUGUGUUUUUUUGUUUGUUUGUUUUUGUUUUUUACUCAGACAAUGAUCUCGAUGUCCCAGCACUCGGCUUUAGGCCGUUGUUUUAACAAUAGGAUCUCAGCUCUCCAGUCACUCAGACGGUGAGGAGCUCUACUGCCCUAACUCCUACUGGUUCUGUAAGUAUGUACAGGAGGGCAUUUUUAACUGUGAUUUACUGUAUAAAAUCAAAUCUUGAUCUCGGAGAAGCACAUGCAGCUCUACCACCACGCUCAUUUUUGUAAAGUAAAACCAUCCUGGAAGACCUUUGAAGUGAUUUUGAACUCAAGCUGUGACUAUUUCUACUGUGGUUUCUGAUUACUGCAGACGACCUUACCUGAACCCUAACCUUUAACCCUUAACCCUCUCUUUACCUUUUCUUUUUGUAAAUACUGGAGAAGCUUUUGACCAAUUUGACUUACAGAUGGAAUGUAACUUUGCUUACAAUAAUUUGCUAUUAAAACUUCUGCUCGAGGUGUUCGGAUUUCUGUGAGCACACUAAAAGCAAAAUAAAUGUGAAUGAAACUUCA
Electrophorus electricus (electric eel) is the source of this 2170-nucleotide messenger RNA. It is a transcript of the gene marcksa, whose product is annotated as myristoylated alanine-rich protein kinase C substrate a. Lineage: Eukaryota; Metazoa; Chordata; Actinopteri; Gymnotiformes; Gymnotidae. Gene Ontology annotation, biological process: actin filament organization; central nervous system development. Gene Ontology annotation, cellular component: actin filament bundle; plasma membrane; cytoplasm. The record is from RefSeq and is a predicted model, not a curated record. Gene Ontology annotation, molecular function: calmodulin binding; actin filament binding.